Molecule: messenger RNA, 1071 nt
Organism: Triticum dicoccoides
Lineage: Eukaryota; Viridiplantae; Streptophyta; Magnoliopsida; Poales; Poaceae
Product: transketolase, chloroplastic-like
Exons: 4
Biological process (GO): pentose-phosphate shunt
Cellular component (GO): cytosol
Molecular function (GO): transketolase activity
Source: RefSeq, a predicted model, not a curated record
AAUCUUGACGAGGGUGCUUCUCUUGAAGCUGAAUGGAAUGCAAGGUUUGCAGAAUAUGAAAAGAAAUACCACCAGGAGGCUGUCGAGCUAAAUAGCAUAAUAUCAAGGAAGCUUCCGGCUGGGUGGGAAGAUGCUUUUUUGAAAUAUACCCCUGAAAGUCCUGCUGAUGCUACAAGGAACCUAUCUCAACAAUGCUUGAAUGCUCUUGCUAAAGUAAUACCUGGAUUUCUUGGAGGCAGUGCUGAUCUUACAUCAUCAAAUAUGACAUUGCUAAAGAUGUUUGGUGAUUUCCGGAAGAACACCCCUGAAGAGCGAAACAUCCGUUUUGGCGUUAGAGAGCAUGCAAUGGGCGCCGUUUGCAAUGGCAUUGUUGUGCACAGCCCUGGCCUGAUACCUUACUGUUCGACAUUCUUUGUGUUCACUUACUACAUGAGAGCUCCUAUACGGCAUUAUCUGAAUUUUGUGAUGACUCAUGAUUCCAUUGGACUUGGAGAAGAUGGGCCGACACAUCAACCGGUUGAGCACCUCCGAGCAAUGCGAGGCAUAUUAAUGCUCCAACCAGCUGAUGUAACCGAGACUUCUGGCUCUUAUAGGAUCGCGGUUAUCAACAGGAAAAAGCCCUCCAUCCUUGCACUCUCUCGACAGAAACUCUCUCAGGUGGAAGGAACUUCGGUUGAAGGCGUUGCAAAGGGAGGCUACGCCAUUUCUGACAAUUCAUCGGGAAACAAACCUGACCUCAUCCUAAUCAGCACACGCUCCGAGCUCGAGAUCGCAGCAAAAGCAGCCGAUCAGCUGAGGAAGGAGGGGAAAUCUGUACAGGUUGUCUCGCUUGUUUGCUGGGAAUUAUUUGAGGAGCAGUCUGAGGAGUACAAGGAGAGUGUCCUACCAAGCGAGGUUACUUCCAGGAUUAGCGUCGAAGCCGGCGUCACACUAGGAUGGGAGAAGUAUAUAGGACAGAAGGGCAAAGUAAUCGGCAUUAACCGUUUCGGUUCAAGUGCUCCUGCUGGAAGAAUAUACAGGGAGCUUGGUUUGACGGUGGAGAAUCUCAUUGCAACAGCCAAAUCACUGUAA